Effrenium voratum is the source of this 2655-nucleotide messenger RNA. Lineage: Eukaryota; Dinophyceae; Suessiales; Symbiodiniaceae. The record is from the annotation of a GenBank genome assembly.
CGUGUGGAGGGGAGCUUUUGACCCCAGAGCUCGGUUUCCAAAAGCCUGGAUUGCUCAGCGCAUGCUUGGCUGCCAUGGAUGGAGGCGAAGCAGCGUCAAUUCUUUGCUGCAUGCCCCUCGCAGCGCCACAAGUUGCUGCUGGCUCGCCUGGUGCUUUAAAGACCAGUUUGAAGUCAAGGGCGCCGAGCCUUUUCGACGAGCUGGCCUCCCCCUGCGACGUACUGCCAGUGUCCUCGUCCCUGCGGCGCGUGGUUGGUAUUGGACAGCCGAAGGCUGAAGUCAGGCGAAUCGCCUGGCUGAUGUUCCUCUUCGUGCUGCUGGACACCUGCAAGGGUCUUCUCGUCGCAUGGUCGGCGGUGCACAGCUGCGAAGCCUUGGUUCCUGUGGCGCUUUGUGGCAAAAACGUGCUCUCCAUCGUCUUCGGCCUGUGGCUGGCGCUGCUGCUGGAGGGGAAACAGGGCUGGAGGCGCUGCCUGAACCUGCGGCAGAACGUGCGCAUGCUGCCGGUGGCGGCCUGCUUUGGAGCUGCCCAAAUGGCCAUGCUGGAAGCCAUGCGCACCUUCAACGCAGGCAGCUUGAAGAUCAUGGCCCAGGCGAAUCUCCCGACCAUGGCGGUGCUGUCACGGCUGCUUCUGGGCCGGCGAUACACCACCCAGCAGUGGGCCGCGAUCGCUCUGGUCGCCGCAGCCGUUGCUGCCUUCACGCAGGUUCGCCUACUCUACUACCGGCCACCCUACUGGAGCAGUGGCCGCUUCCUGUCGCCCGCCUUGGGCGUCGCAAGCCUUAUGUCCAGUAUUUUUCUUUCCUGCUCAGCCUCAAUCCUCGCUGAGGGGUUUUUGAAGAAGCCAGCCUCUACGAAGGUGCCGUUUUACAUCCAGAAGACCAACAUCCUGCUGGGGGAGCUGCUGACGUCCUUCCUGCUGACCGGGGUCUACUUAGGCUACUUGGCGGACUCCGAAGGAGUCACAGCCAAUUGCUCUUGGGAUCAGGUCGCAGACUACCGGAACAUCCUGGUGAUUUUGGUGUGGGCCGUGCAUGGCUGGGUCGCAGGCCUCCUGGUCAAGGAGUGCUCGGCCUUCGCGAAGAAUGUCUCGCACAUGGUCUCAGCAGGGGUGAUGUAUUUCUUCCCCAUCUUGGUCAUCAGCGGCCCGGUGAACAACGGCCCGGUCACCGCCUGCGCCCUGCUGGUGCUCAUCGCCAUCUUGGUCUGGGGCCUCGCGCCGGCGCGGAAGUCCUCGCAGGAGACCAGGCUGCACCACGGGGUGCACUUCGAGUUGCCCGAGAGCAAGCUCCAGAGCCAGCUCCAACGGCCCUUUCUGCGGAAGGUUCAGUCAGUGGAGCAGAUGCAGCAGAUGGCGGCGGUGAAAGCGGCCCUGGAAGGAGCUGCGGACGGCUUUCCCCACAUGGGAUUGCUGGUCAUCAGCUUCAUCCUCCUGGACGCGGCGAAGCCCUUUGUGGUCAGCUGGGCCCAUGCCAACAAGGCUCCGGAGGAGGCCUUCAACAACUGCACGCUGGUCUUGGUGCAGACUUCGCUAUCGAUGGCUGUAGGCCUUUUGGUGGCAACGCGCCCGGCAGUGCGCCUCAGGAGCUGCGUGCCGCAGGUGCAGUUGCACGAGGGCUGGCGCGGUCGCGUGUGGCGCUGCCUGGAGCCUGCCGCGGUGCGGAGGCAGCUCCCUGUGAGCUUUUGUUUGGUGAUGAGCAAGCUUUGUCUCAUCAUGGCCCUUGAAAAGCUGGACGCCGGCUCCGUGCGGGUCCUGUGCCAAUCCAGCCUCCCAGUAGUGGGCGUGUGUGGCGCCCUGCUCUUCCGGAAGCGCUACUCCGCCAUGCAGUGGUGCUCCCUCGCUGGCGUCACUGUGGCGCUGGGCUGCUUCUACUACGUGAAGCACCAGGUGAAGCAGCAGGCAAGAGAACAGGUCUCGUUGCAUCAUGAAGUCGUAGAGCGGGGCCCCGCGGGGGUGCUGGACCUGGACCUGGACUCCUCCGCGGCCGCGGGCUCCAUGCUGGCCCUGGCGAGCAUCAGUUUCAAUUGCCUUGGCGCCGUGUUAGUCGAGAAGUUCCUCAAGAAGAGGAGUGGCGAGCUUUACGAGCAAAAAACGCAGCUGCUUUGCGGCGAGGUCCUGUUCAACAUUGCGCUGCUAGCAUUGCUGCCAUUCCUUUUUCUUGACCCGAAGGAGCGCGCCUUCAACUCGGUCUGGCACCGCGGCUUCUUCGCCGGGUGGGAUAUGCGCGUCCUGAUUUGCGCGCUGGUCUGGCUUCCCGGAGGUUGGACCGCGACCAUGCUCGUGAAGGAAGCCUCCAACGUGCUGAAGGUCGUGGCACAAGGGGCCGCCUCCGUGCUGACCUACGUUUUUAGCCUGACGCCACUGGUUCCCACGCGCAGUGCAAGGGAACCUGUGUCACCUCCGGUGGUGGUGCUCGCGCUGAGCGUGCUCUUUGCGGCGCUGACCUUCGGGUUGGACAGCGUGCACACGGGCCAGCGAGGCUCACAAGAGAAGCACGAGAAAACCGAAGAGGAGGACGUGGUGUGCUUUAACACCCAGAGCCAAGGGCGCUUGAGGCAAAGAGCCUGAGCUGCCCGGUACAGCAAAUGUGAGCCGAUAGGACUAGGCGACCACCCCACUCAGCGGCUUGUGCUCAGCGACAUGUGUCGAGGAA